Molecule: messenger RNA, 3693 nt
Organism: Perca flavescens (yellow perch)
Lineage: Eukaryota; Metazoa; Chordata; Actinopteri; Perciformes; Percidae
Gene: ydjc
Product: YdjC chitooligosaccharide deacetylase homolog
Exons: 6
Coding region: 861-1796 (311 amino acids)
Biological process (GO): carbohydrate metabolic process
Molecular function (GO): deacetylase activity
Source: RefSeq, a predicted model, not a curated record
AAUGUUAGAGUACUUUACAGCAGAAACACAGAAGAACAUACUGGACAAAGCAAACUGUUGCAGUUUUUUUGGGAACAUGCACCACCAACUCCCGUCAUUUGAAAUGAGGGAAUGUGGGCCCAGCAUUGUUAACCUGUCUUGUAGGGGGGCUGCAUGUGUGUCAAAAUGAACGGUGUAUACAGAUAGAUAAAUACUGUCUGCUCAAGUGGGAAUGAGCUGUUUUUCCAUUUUAAUUCUACUAUAAUACUUAGUGAAAUAAUCUGUUAAUUCAAAUAUUUCUCUAAAGAGCAGCUGUUUAUCUUAAUUUAAAAAGUUUAAAAAGUCUUAAAUUUGCUCGAUUAUUGUCGCAAAUAAUUUAAUUCAUGCUCCUGCAUUUGACUGGUGAAACCUGCAGAAACCCUGUUAAAUUAAAGUAAGAAUACACUGUAACCUUUAAGUGCCAUGAUAUUACUAGAUAUGACCUUUUGUCACCUGUGAAUUCUGGCUCCAGGUCCUGGAACCUGUAAUCUUUUCAAGCGUCAUAAACACCUGAGAGAAGCCACACCUGUGCACGUGUACAGUACACACAGUCUGUACAGUAGAGUAACGUUACUGAGCUCAGCAUUCAGUCAGGUUGGCAGGAAGGUAUGUUCACAAAAACUAUUCUCGCGGGAAAAAAGUGUGGGCGAUUUUAAUGAUGACGAGCUAGACACUGAACGACGAUGAGAUAGAUGGUGGUGGUGAUGAAAUAUGAAUGCUGUCUGACAUUGUUGUUUGGUGUGAGUGUAUUACGGUUCCGGUAAACGUUGUCUUACGUUGCACUUUGUCCAACGCAAUCCUGGAAACAAGAAACUUUUCGACAGUAAAACACAUCAACAAUAAUGCCACAGCCCAGAAUGAUGCUGGUGGUGACGGGAGAUGACUUUGGCUACUGUCCCAGGAGAAACCAGGGGAUUGUAGAAAGCUUCCAGGCUGGAGGCAUUUCUAAUGUGUCACUACUGGUCAACGCCUCUGCUGCCAAAGAGGCAGCAGAUCUGGCUAAAAGGCACAACAUCCCCAUGGGCCUCCACGCCAACCUGUCCGAGGGUGUUCCAGUGUGUCCGAGCCUGCAGCAGGCCUCCACGCUGGUAAACCAGCGAGGAUUCUUCCAUGGGAAGAUGGGCUUCCGCCAGGCGCUGGAGAGAGGUCAGCUCAGCAUGAAACAGGUGGAGGUGGAGUUGCGGGCCCAAGUCCGGCUGUUCAGGGAACUGACGGGGCACCUGCCCCACCACAUGGACGGACACCAACACGUCCAUGUCCUGCCAGAGGUGCGUGAGGUGUUUGCACAGGUCCUGUCAGAUCUCAAGAUCACAUACACUCGAGUUCCAGUGGAGCCAGGUUUACACAGCUGUCCAGCCGUGCCAGAACACCUCCACGCAUUCUACACAGAGGUGGAGAAGGACGCACUGGACUCCAUCCCUGUCUUCACUCGCUAUGGAAUCAGGUGGCCAGAUGUGUACCUGGGACUGACCACCAUGGGCCAAAACAUGUCGGUCCCCAACCUGCAGAGGGCCCUGAGCCACGCCUUGGCGGCAGGGCCUUCUUCACGCACUACCUGCAGCAGUGCAUCAGGCUCUCAUCCUCCUGUGGUCACAGCAGAGCUCAUGGUCCACCCGGGUUACCCCAGCCACCCCCAGGAAGGAGGCUGUGGAGAGGGCCCCGACGACUUCUCCCAGUCAGCUGACAGACAGCACGAGCUGAGCGUGCUCAGAGACCCGUCGCUGCUGGCCCUCUACAACCAGGAGAGAGUGCAGCUCUGUGCCUUCAAAGACAUCUGAGAACUGCUGUCUAACAGUGGCAAACAUGUAUGUAGGGCUGGGCAAUGUAUCGGUAUUAUAUCCAUAUCAUGAUAUGAGACAAUAUAUCAUCUUAGAUUUUGGAUAUCGUAAUAUCGUACUAUGACACUAUGACACAAGUGUUGUUUUUUCCUGGUUUUAAAGGCUCCUUUACAGAAAAGUGGCCAGACUGAUCUAGAUGUUCUAUUAUUCACCUUUCCCCACUUAGAUAUUGUAUCCACAUUAUUGGUGAUUAUUUAUCAAAACUCUCAUUGUGUAAAUACUUUCUGAAAGCACCAAUAGUCAACCCUACAAUAUCUCCACAAUAUCGAUGAGUGAUGAUAUGAUUUUCUCCAUAUCGCCCAGGUCUAUGUGUGUGUAUACUUUAGAGAGCCAAUUAGUAGAGUCCCAUUGACAUCUGUAAUACCACAAAUGACUCUAAAUCUGCCCAAAUUCAUAGUAUGUGAUAGAAGGUGAGAUUUUAACACAAACAAAACAAGGUAACAGAUAUAUCACAUAUUCUGUGAGAAUGGACCUGUCUCUCUCUUUUAGUCCAGAUGUGGCUCCAACAACAGCCCAUCUAAUCUUUCUUUUUGUUAAAGACAAUUUCUAAAAGCACAGAAAGAUGGACACUGCCAUGCUGGUAAAACUGUAUGAAAGCUGUUGUUUUUUAAUGCUAUCUAAUACAUCAUGAACAUUUACAGAGUAAAUAAUACUAUGGAGCACAGAAGCACUACAUAAAAACUACAGUAACCUACAAACUGGAAUGUAAUGCUCUCCUUAAAGUAUGUGGAAUAGUGAAGAGGCGUUUGUUGAAGUUGUUCUGUAUGUAAGCCAUACCAGGUGCUGCUACCAACAUGCCAGUAAUUGCAUAUGUUGUUAUAUGUUUUUAUAAUGUAGUUUUGUCCAUCAUCAUGCACAGCAGUCACCAAGUAGAGUGGAGAAGUUAACAGCUGAGAUUAGGACGAUUAGACAGGUUGGGAACCAACCAGCAGGCUAGUCAAACUUAUUCAGAAGACAAAACAAAUGGGAACAGUGAACUGUCUGCCCCACUUCCUGCUUCAGCUCUGACCUGCUGUCCUCACUGGAGUUGUGUUCACACCAUUUUCUUGUACAAUGAAGGAUUAUUAGUAUCAACUCAAAGAAACUGAGUUUCAGUUUGACGUCCAGAUAUUUAGAUAAUCUGGAUAAACUGUUGCUUGGGUUUCUGUCUGAUUGUCUUGACUGCCCUGUAGUGAUGUCAUCAUCUCCCCAUGUCAGCUUUAACUUGGUCAGUCAAAUGUUUUAGGGUUAUUGGGUUUAAUGUUAUUACUGAUGAAUGAAACUACAGAAAGAAGACACGUUUUACAAGUAAACUGUAGUUUUCUUUUAAGAUGAGUUAUCAUCUGAUCUUGAGGUUAAGACUCUAUUCUUACUAUUCUUCAUUAUUUCAGUUUGUGCUCACUGUUGCAUAUUCCUCCAUUAAUGUGCUUAAUCAAGUGACCACACAACGAUCUGUGGGUCAGGUAGUAUUCUAUCAUAGAACAACUCUGCCCAGUGUAAAACAGUGGAGGGAUGGGUAAAAUCAGCCUAUUUCUGCACAAGUGAAUGAAGUCAUGUAGUCGUGGUGGUUUUUAUUAAAGAGGGUGAAGGGAUGAUUUCCAAUAAUCUCAGGUCUGUGUAGCACUGAACAUCUGAUAACCUGCCAAAUGAGUGUCUCUAAAUGAAUGUUAUUUUAACACCACAUUUUUAAAUCACCUGUAACAGUACAGUAUGUUUGUAAUAUUUACAGCUGGUAUCUGGGUAUUUGAAAUCCUAUAUUUUGAUAAAGUUUCUGUUGAAGCUUUUUUUAUACAUUGCUAUUUGAAUUGUUACAAAGAUCACAACUGAAGAGCUGAGCUAAUAAAUUAUGUCAAAAUGA